AAAAUAUUUUCAUUAUUUUUGACCUGGAAACUGAUUGAUAUUGGUGUCCAAAAUCAAAAAUCGAACACUGGUGUCAAAAACAAUCCGAACAUUAGUGUCCUAAAUAAAAAAUCAGCCACUAGGGUCCAAAGCCAAAACUCGGCCAGUUGUGUCCAAAAUCCAAAAUUGGCCACAACAGUCAAAAAUCCAAAAUAAGCAAUUAGUGUCCAGAAAUGAAAUUCAACAACUAGGGUCCAAUUUCCAAAAUAGACCACUAGUGUCCGAAAUCCAAAAUCGGCCAGUAGUGUCCAAAAUCCAGAAUCGGCCACUAGUAUCCAAACUCUAUAAUUGGCCACUAGUGUCCAGAAAUAAAAAUCAGCCACUAGGGUCCAAAACCAAAAAUCGGCCACUAGUGUCUAAAAUCCAAAAACGGCCACUGGUGUCCGAAAUCCAAAAUCGACCAGUUGUGUCCAAAAUCCAGAAUCGGUCACUAGUUUCCAAAGUCUAUUAUUGGCCACUAGUGACCAGACAUAAAAAUCGGCUACUGGGAUACAAUAUCCAAAAUAGUGUCCAAAAUCCAGAAUCGGUCACUAGUUUCCAAAGUCUAUUAUUGGCCACUAGAGUCCAGAAAUGAAAAUCGGCCACUGGUGCCCAAAGUCUAAAGGCGGCCACUAGGGUGAAAAAUCCAGAUUCGGCUACGAGGGUGAAAAAUCCGGAAUCGGCCCCUAGGGUACAGAAUCCCAAAUCUGCCACAAGUGUUCAAAAUCCCAAAUAAGCCACUAGCGUUCAAACUUUAGAAUUGGCCACUACUGUCAAGAAUCCAAAAUCGGCCACAAGGGUUCAAAAUCCCAAAUUGGCCACUAGUGUCCGAAAUCCAAAUUCGGCCACUAGGGCCCAAAAUCCUAAAUUGGCCACUAGGGUCCAAACUCUGUAAUCGGCCAUUAGUGUCCAAAAUUUAGAAUCGGCCACUAGGAUUCAAAAUCGAAAAUCGGCCACUAGAGUCCAAAAUCAGAUAUGGGCCAUUAGUGUCGAAAAUCCAUAAUCGGUGACUAGUGUCCAAAAUUUAGAAUCGGCCAUUACUGUUCAAAAUCCAAAAUCAACCACUAGGGUCCAAAAUCCAAAAUAAGUCACCAGGGUCUAAAAUCCAAAACCGGCCACUAAGGUCCAAAAUUCAAUAUCGGCCACUAGGGUCUAAAAUCCAAAAUUGGCCACUAGGGUCCAAAAUCCAAAAUCGGUCACCAAGGUCUAAAAUCCAAAAUUGGCCAUUAGGGUCUAAAAUCCAAAAUUGGCCACAAGGGUCCAAAAUCCAGAAUCGGCCACUGGGGUCUAAAAUCCAAAACUGGCCACGAGGGUCCAAAAUCCAGAAUCGGCCACUAGGGUCCAAAAUCCAAAAUCCAAAUCUACCACUAAUAUUUUAAAUCCAAAAUCGGCCACUAGGGUCAAAAAUCCGAUAUCGGCCGCUAGUCAUGAGGAGCUUUGGCCCCGAAAAAAUUCGCAGCAUGCAUUCUACUGAGGCGCUAUAUUUCUGUCAUCGGUGUAGAGAAUUACAUCAACGUUUGCGGUCGGUAGGUGUCUAUGCGGUUACUUAAACCUGUUGAUUAUAAGUUAAAGUUUCACCUAAUAAUAAAUACUGCAUCUAUGCUCGAAUUUCAAUUACGAAAACACAAGAAAUCUGGCAUUGAAAUCACUUGGCGCGAUCUUAUUAUGGAGGCUGAAGUCUUCGAUCGAUCGGCAGAGCUUUCUAUAGUUACGAGAUCCAAUCUCGCCCCAAAAAGUACUGGUAUGUGCUAA
Messenger RNA from Pocillopora meandrina, 1770 nucleotides. The record is from the annotation of a GenBank genome assembly. NCBI's taxonomy places the organism in Eukaryota, Metazoa, Cnidaria, Anthozoa, Scleractinia, Pocilloporidae.